AUACUCAACGGUAUUUAUCUACACACAACUGACGACCUCCACUCCAACUGCCCGGCUGAAACUAUUACAGCAAAUUGCUCUGCUCGUCACUGCACUUUCUCGCCUCUUGGCACGCCAUGCAAGCCUCUCAGACCCAAAGACCGCAGCCUCUGCCGCUGCCGCUGCCACCUCCUCCACUGUGCCUGCCGUCGACGCCCGCCGCCCCUCGCCGCGGGCGCCACCGCAGCUCCUACUCGUCGUCGUCCUCUUCCUCCGUCUCCAGCGCCUCAACCUUGUGCCUGUCGCCGUCGCCGGCCCCGUCCCCGCGCGCCAGCACCUCCUCCCUCGUUCCCUUCUCGUGGGAGCGGCACCCGGGCGUGCCCAAGAACUCGUUCCGCGGCGGCCUCGCCUCCCCCACAGGCAUCCCGCUCCCACUCCCGCCGCCGCUGCAACCGCCCUCCUCUCGCCGCCGGCGCCGACGCCGCCCGCGCACCAAGCUCCCUGCCGCGUCCGCCGCCGGCUCCGACGCCAACGGCGACCCCUUCGUCGCCGCGUUCGCCGAGUGCACCAGGGACGACGACGGCGAGGAUGACGAGGCGGAUCACGGCGCCGACGCCGUGACCGCGGCCAAAGACGACAAGCUCUGGCUGGCGCCGGCAAAGCCAACGGUACCAGGCCGCGCCGGGCGUCCGUGUCGACCUGCCGGCGGCGGGUUCCUCGGCUUCCUGGACCUCUACGGGUGCAAGAGCGCCAUGGCGGUCGCCGACGGCGCCUUCCUUGCCCGGAGGCCCGUCGCAGCACGUCCCGGGCCGGCAAGCCGGACGACACGGAGAUAAGUGAACACAUGGUAAUCUGAUACUCCACCUUUUAUUGAGGUGUGUAGAUAUAUUUGUACCAAAAUGUACUGGAUCAUUGCUCUGCUCUAAUUAGAGUCGUCUGAUCAGCAAAGAACAUAGUCAAGAUCGAUCAGUAUGCCCCCACAUGAUCGACUGAGAUGGCACGACUAGCAUGCAUGAUUCUCUAAUUUGAGCUGUGUGCUAGAUGAAUGAUAUAAUGAAGCCACAUGUAUUUUUAUUUUUUUAAUUACAAGUAGGACGGUCGAUGAUUGUGUGCUGGCUUGCAGGUGGUGUAAUCAUAAUCAUGCAGGUCAUGCCUGGCAAUUACCAAGAGGAAUGAAUAUACUAGUAGCG
Panicum virgatum (switchgrass) is the source of this 1169-nucleotide messenger RNA. Its product is annotated as verprolin-like. The transcript has a single exon. The record is from RefSeq and is a predicted model, not a curated record. NCBI's taxonomy places the organism in Eukaryota, Viridiplantae, Streptophyta, Magnoliopsida, Poales, Poaceae. Bases 117 to 815 code for a protein of 232 amino acids.